UAGAAAGUGAACCAACCAGCCAUUGACAACUUGACGCCUGCAUUUGAGUAAAAUUGUCGCUUCAAUGUCUCUUUCGACGCAUUUCGCCAAUUGAGAACUUUUCCACGACCGUUUCCGGCCAGGCUCUCACCUUCAUGGCCUACUCCCUAUCGACGUCUAUAUGUUAACACGUACGACCGCAUUGUCGCACGUCUGCCUACGAUGCCAGCGAAGACUACUACGCGAUAAAGGGCCCCUGCAGGCACCUCCGCAUCCUGUCGUUUCUACAUCGGGUCGAAGACGGGGUCAUACAGCGGUUCAGCUUCAGCAGGAUGAAGACAACGACCACCGAGCCGGAGACCAACCCGAAAGCAGCACCCCCCAGGGAUCAAGCGACUUGAAUACGAAUUCCCAAAAUGACCCAGUCGCAGAGAAGGGUUACCGCUUCCGACGAUGGCGACCGACUCAGACGGCCAAACUCGGGGUGAAUACGCUGGGAAAACCAGCAGAAGUGCUGAUUCUCCCAUCCCGAAACCGCCGGAUCCCAAAGGUUCCGAAAGAGGAAGAAUCCCAGGACCGGCCGAGUCUGCACGAGUCACUCGCUUCGGAGCAAGAACCACUCAGCAUCCAGGGGCUGGUAGCAAACAUCGAACAAGUGGUGCGGGCGUCGGGAAUUGAGAAAAAGCGCGGACAAUUGGAGGUGAGGGAAUGGGAAAUACUGCGAUCCAGUCUGGCCAAGGGAUUCAAGUUGGAUCAGUUGAGACGGUAUAUCGCGUACAAACACAAGAAUGCGCUGUCCACGGACGCAUUCCACCGCGUCAAUAGGCAAAACAAGCCGGAUACAAUCAAGUAUCUGGUUGAAGAGGUGUGGGGGUAUACAGUGCCUGUGACGGAAUCCUCGUCCUCAAAGACGAAGCGCAGAAGUCUGAGUCUUUACAUACCCGAUGAAGCCAGAUUGGAACACUUGCUGAAGGACCGGAGUCAGCCGUUGAAGCGGAUUGCAGAGGAGUUGGAUGUCCAGAUCGAUCUCUUCAGGCGAGAGUCCCGCAUCAGAGUUGCUGGCGUACCCUCGAACGCGGCUGCUGCUCUUGCAAGGAUCUCGCGGUUGGUCAAAGACCUCCAGCCUAUCAUAAUACCUCUUCAGGGCGCCGUGGGUGAUAUGUCUAGGGAUCCUGCUUUGAAACAGUCUGUCAAACAGUUUCUUGAUUCGGUUCAGCAAAAGUUUGAUGUGCAAAUCGCCCUUGCGCCUGAUCAUAUCAAGAUCGUACACAAUGAGCAGCAUCGCCUGGCACAGCAGGCUCAUCGCGAGAUAAGACUUGCACUGGAGGAAGAAUGUCAUGCUCAGGAAAUCGAUGUAUGGCCUCAAGCAAGUAUGGAGUCGAGUUCCCUGCAGCCAUUUCCGACCCCGCCGGAGUACACUGCGGGCUUGGUGCAGUCUUCUUGGGCAAGAUUGACCGAUUCUGCUCCGGACUCCAUGGGCUCUUAUGAAAUCUCCAACUCUGAUGCCGAACGGACGGUCUCAUUGGAUUCAAUGAUAGGCAGAAUUUCUGACUGGCUCAGUUCCCUCAGCGCGGUGCAGAAAUCAAAGUCGCGACAUGAGCUCUACGCUCAACUCACGGCGGAUUUUGGCCAGGCAUUACUACGGGAGCCGCCGAAGGACAGGACGGGUAGGAUGGAGGAAGGCUCCAACAUACACACGAGACCGGACAGCAAGACUUUAGGUCGGUCUGCGGACCGUACUGCCCCGGAACAAGGGCAAGCCAGCAUCGUCGAAAAGCAACAAGCGUCGAGCUCGAUCAAAUUGGAGCCGAUGCGAAAUCCAUACUUUACAAGCCAGAUCCCCUUCCUGGUGCAACAGCUUGCAUUGAUGAAGCACUGGAAUCCAGCCUCGUCCAAGCCAGCGAAAGAUGUUGACUCGGACGCUCGACUUACGCUCCGCCUUGAAUUUGCGCCGACGUCCAGCGGAUCAGGAUCACAAUCUCACGGCUGGCCUACUUUCGAAGUCCUGGUUACCGCGGGGGAACUUGAGCACGGCAAGAAGAGACCUCCUCUAGACAUUGCCAGGGUUUCGGUCGUCCACCAUCGUAAAUCGUUCACCAUCUUAUGUCCAAGCCAGCACGUGGAUGUCAGAAUUACCCAGCAGCUCAAGCAAGACCUUUUGUAUCCCGGCGCCGGAACGGGAAAAGAUCCCAAACACACUCCAUUGCUCCGUGCUAUCAAAGGGUACUUUUCGAGAACCGAGGCCGAUGAUCCUAGAGAUUGGCUGUUCCAGCCUUUUGUCGCUCUGCCCGUGCAUGACAGCAUGAAAGGCGUUUCCGAGAAGAUCGACAGUGUCGGUAGUCCUACUAAACAGAAGCAGAGAAAGCAAUCGCAGCAACAGGAAGUUCCGACUUCUAGUACUACAACCGACAAAGGGAGCAAAAAAGGAACAGUCACAUAUAUCCUUCGCACAGUCGAUGUCAUGGAUGUGGACUCUCGCGAAGUCACAGUGACGGUGGAAACAGAGACUAACGCCUCUGGUACGGCUGGACCAGAACAACAUGGAAAGCCAAAGCAGCAGCAACAGCAACGAACCGCGAACCCGGUCAAAUUCUGCCUGGAUCACAUUACAUUGACUGGCACGGAAGCAACUAGACAGGAACUUCGACUGGCCGAGCAAUCGAUUCUGCAUCCUCCUACUUUGACACAGCCUGAUGUCGAUGCUUUUGUCAAAGCAGCUUUGCAGCUGGCGGAUCGUCUGGGCAAGGAUCCUACCAGCACCACCAAGCCCGGAAUGCAGGCUGAGAUACAAGUUCAAGCUCAAGCUCUUCGGCAGGCCGUGCAUUCCACAGAGGGUACGGAGAAGAGGAAACAGCCAUCGGUACGGAAGGAUUCCGGCAAGAUCAAGACCAGCAAGUCGUCAAAAGGCAACACGGUCUCAAAUAUGUCCAAAAUGGCCAAGAAGCCCGCAAAACGGGCCGGGAAGUCAGCCAAGAAAGAGAAGUCGAAGUCACCGUCGGCUCUCGGAUCCGCCACAACCACAGAAUCCGCGCCCGCGGCUUGAAUUCCUAACACACAUCAGGGCUUGUCCAAGCUGAUAUCAUAUCCAUUCAUGCAUGCGAGAAAUGAAGCACCGGUUGCGCGUCCCAUCUUGUGACGAUAAGAACCUGGAGUAUCCUGUGUUCAAGCGGAAUCUUUGUCAUUGCUAUUGCUCUCUUCUCUCGCGACCUUCGCAGCUUGGAACUUAUCUCGCAACGCUGUGUAUAUAUAUGUACGAGUAAAUCUAUCUCGAAAACCUUGGGUGGUCGGACUGUUUCCUCUGCGAGAGAGAUUGGAUGACUUUUCCUCAUUUUUCUACAAAAGAUAUAUACCCAUGAAUAUUAACGUUGCAUGUCAUUGCUGUGCAUGACCACAGUACUAUAAAUUCCAUCACAUUGUAGCUGCUUGAUCCAUCACCUCG
Molecule: messenger RNA, 3418 nt
Organism: Exophiala dermatitidis NIH/UT8656
Lineage: Eukaryota; Fungi; Ascomycota; Eurotiomycetes; Chaetothyriales; Herpotrichiellaceae
Exons: 1
Coding region: 161-3022 (953 amino acids)
Source: RefSeq, a predicted model, not a curated record